AUGGCCAACAGAAAACCCGAAUCACCACCAAUGAAAGAACAUGUCGACGACAACAAGAAAAGCAGAACCUCAUCCCCUUCACUCUCCCGACGGUCAUAUGCCGAGCGCUACGCUUCGCAGAUCCGCAGCCCCUCCGCUCAGAUCGUGCACCAGCACGCAUCCCGUGAGAAGCAGCGUGAUAUGUUCCUGAAUAAAGUGAAACGUAGUCGCGAUGAGGGCAGAUUUGAGGCGAGAAGCGACCAGAUGCAGAUGAUUAAUUAUCUUGUGCAGCAGCGUAGAUAUCAGGAGGAGAUUGAGAGGUCUGCUCCGGAUUUUGGUGAGAUGAUGGAGGAAGUUGAGGGGGGGGAAGGUUUGAUGGGUUUUGAAGAUGGGCAGGGAGUGGAUUCGCGAUGGGGGAGCCGUGGUGAUGGUGUGGAAGAGGAGCGCAUCCUGGAGGAAUUUAUAUCCCAGGAAGAGCAAUAUCAAGCAUUUUUGGAGGAGCUGGAGAGCUCUCGGGAAACAGAGCAACCGCUGCAGCCUUGUCCGCCAAGCUCCCAUUACGAUGAUGAGGAUUACUACGAGACUAUCUUUGCCGAUUUGAUUGGCAACGGCCAUGGCCCGGCCAAAUCAUCAGGAGAGAACGACAACGGAAAUGACGGCAUGGAUACGUCGCAGGGCUAG
Paracoccidioides brasiliensis Pb18 is the source of this 660-nucleotide messenger RNA. RefSeq lists its product as uncharacterized. The record is from RefSeq and is a predicted model, not a curated record. The transcript has 2 exons. Bases 1 to 660 code for a protein of 219 amino acids.